Molecule: messenger RNA, 1584 nt
Organism: Photinus pyralis (common eastern firefly)
Lineage: Eukaryota; Metazoa; Arthropoda; Insecta; Coleoptera; Lampyridae
Product: putative serine protease K12H4.7
Exons: 8
Coding region: 102-1478 (458 amino acids)
Biological process (GO): proteolysis
Molecular function (GO): dipeptidyl-peptidase activity; serine-type exopeptidase activity
Source: RefSeq, a predicted model, not a curated record
CCACUACCUACUUUAUGUAACCGAUGAACUUUGCUCGGGCAAAUAAGCACGAUAAGAGGUUCACCAAAUAUCGAUGACAUUCGCUUCACGUACCUUGCACAAUGAAGCUGAUCUACUUUUUUUUCCUUUUAGAGCUGGGCCACGAGGCAAGCGCAGCCUACCCAGACAAGUGGAUGACGGUCCCAUUGGACCAUUCAAAUCUUUUCGAUAACAGAACAUGGGAAAUGAGGUACAAGGUGAGGCGGAGUUUUUUCCGCAGGGGCAACCCGCUCUUUAUCGAAAUCGGCGGCGAGUGGACGAUCGACGGAAGCGCGCUGCUGAGCGGGCAGAUGUACAAGUUGGCGAAGAAGCAUCACGGAAUGCUGGUGGAGACGGAACAUCGGUACUAUGGGAAGAGCUUGCCGUUCGGGGAAAACGCUACCCUUGAAGAGUUUAAGUAUCUGCAAAUGGAGCAGGCUUUGGAGGACUUGGCGUUUUUCAUCGACAAAUUCAAGCAGAGCACCAAGGGCCUCGAGAACAGUUUGGUGGUAAUCCACGGAUGCUCCUACCCAGGAAUGCUGGCAACUUGGAUGCGCCUACGCUUCCCCCACAUCGUAGACAUAGCGUACGCGUCCAGCGCACCACUCGGCGUCGGUCUGGACUACCCAGAAUUUUACGAAAUCGCGCACGAUGUCUACGCGAACGUUAACGAAGGCUGCAUCCAGACAAUUCGGGACGGGUUUAACAAAACGGUCGCCAUGCUCAAGACGAAAAAGGGAAGGAAGAAGGUGCGAAAGGCCUUGGAGGAUUGGGAUUGCGGCGAUCCGCGCGAGAUGAGCUCGGGCGACAUUCUGAGGACGAUGGCGUCGGUUCUGAACGUCCUGAACGACCCGCAAAACUACGAGGACGUCAGCUGUCUCAUUCUGGCGAUGGACGAGGACGACUCGCACGCGUUUAACAGGCUGGCGAGCUUGGUGGUUUUGAAGUCGAAAGACCAGGAGAGCUGCGGCGGCGACGGAGAAUCCGAAGAUGACGGCGGAGAAGGCCAGCGAAACAAUUUGGCCUGGAGCUAUCAGACCUGCACCGAAAUGGGAACCUUCCAAACUCUGAGUCGGGAUAAUGCCAAAAAUCCGUUCGGUUUCGACUUGAGCGUUCAGGAAUCGGUCGACGAGUGCGUCAACGACUUCGGCGGAAUUGUAACGGAGGAGAUACUGCGAACCGGAGUCGAGAGGGUGACACGCCGGUACGGCGGUAAGAAGCCGCCCGUGACUAAGGUUGUAAGCGUCCACGGCACGGACGAUCCGUGGAAACAUUUGUCCGACCUGCACAAUUUCACCUCCGAAGCUCCCGUGUUCGUCGUUAAAGGAAAUCACUGCGUCGACCUGAGCGAAGGCGAUGAUAUACCCGAGGAAGUUGUGAAGGUGCAAAAGGAUGUGCGUGACAUCAUUUCUAGGUGGAUCAAGGAGCUAAGACCACCGAAGAAAAAAGCGACGAGCUGAGUUUCGAGUAGUUUUAUUUCUACCUUUCAUUGCAAAUGUUGCAAUUAACAAAAAUGUAUAAGUAUCGACAGAGAAUUACAAUAAAAUACAGUAGUCCGUUACAGUA